AUGGCUGCUACGCCAUCAGACAGCAAUGGAGCCUCCCCGGGCGACCACGAACUCGAGGUCAUGGCGGACAACAAGCCCAGCCUCCCAGUGGAGGAGGACAUAAUGCAGUUGGCUCGGCUGGGAGAAAUUGCGGCUAUCCAGAAACUCUUCGACAGCGGCAAGGCGGAUGCGACAUUCAAAGAUGAGCAGGGCAUAACACCGCUACAUUGGGCCGCCAUCAACAAUCAUUAUGCUCUCUGCCACUUCCUUAUCCAAGCCGGUGCGCCCAUCAACGCAAAGGGCGGCGAUGCUGUUGCGACACCCGUCCUCUGGGCUGCGAAGCGUUGCAACUACUACAUUGUCAACCUCCUGCUCGACCACGGCGCCGACCCUCUCCUCACCGACGACCAAGGCUUCAAUCUCCUGCACAGCGCCACGCUCGACGGCAAUGUGUACCAGAUCGUCUUGCUGCUCCACCAGGACAUACCCGUUGAUAUUCCAGAUCCCCAGAGCCAUACCCCGCUCAUGUGGGCUGCAUACAAGGGCUAUCCGUCUUGUGUUGAUUUGUUCCUCAGAUGGGGCGCCAACGUGUACGCGACCGACGACCAGGGCUUCACUGCACUCCAUUGGGCCCUGGUAAAGGGGAGUCAGGGAUCAAUACAGAAGCUACUAGAGUAUGGCGCCGACCGAUUCGCUAAGAACAACGACGGCAAGACACCGGAGGUCACGGCGCAGGAGAUGAACACUACUCGGCAAUGGCGUCGCGCCCUCAUGGAAGCUGGCUUCGAUCGAAAUGGAAAUCCGAGACAGUUCCCCAUCCCAGGUAUAAAGGACACGAGAUGGUUCCUGAGUCGCUUCAUAUUCUUCUGGCCGUUUGCUAUACUUUUCACUGCCCUUUUCCUCGUCAGCCACUACCCGGCGUUUGUUGGUAUACCCUUGUCGUUGAUUGUCGCCUAUCUCAUGCAAUGGGGAGCACAGUGGCUUUUGCGAUGGGGUCCCUCCAACAUGCGAAGCAUACAUCAUACUCCUUUUUUGGCCGGCAUCUUCGCCGGCACACUGUUCUGGGUCGGUCUCCGUUGGGCAACAACAGUCUUACCCUGGACAAUUCGAACCAACUUCUUUAUAAACUUUCUCUUCGCAGCAUUCUACGGACUCACGGCCUAUUUUUAUUUCUUCACCAUGACUAUUGAUCCCGGCUUUGUACCCAAGUCGGCGAGCAGGAGUGCUUCCAAGGCAGUCAUUGACGAGCUUAUGGAGCUACGACAAUUUGAUGAACGCCACUUUUGUGUAAACUGCAUGGUGCGGAAGCCUUUGCGUAGCAAGCAUUGUAAGAGAUGUGAGCGCUGCGUUGCAAAGAGUGAUCAUCAUUGUCCAUGGGUGAACAACUGUGUGGCGAACAACAACCACAGACAUUUCGUGCUGUAUGUACUAUCUCUGGAACUCGGUAUUGUUAUGUUCAUAAGGCUGGCCCUUGCUUAUCUGGAAAUACGUGACGCGCCCAAAGAUUUUCCCAAGUGCGCAGUCAUCUCGCCGGAUCUUUGCAAAGUCCUCAACAAAGACCCAUUUACGAUUGUACUGUCAAUAUGGGCUGCCUUUCAACUAACAUGGGUGACCAUGCUUCUCUGUGUUCAGCUUCUUCAGAUCGCGCGCAAUCUCACGACCUACGAAAGCAUGCGCGGACACCUUCAUGGCGGCACACCUGCGGAUGCGCUCAACUCAUUUGUGACCACCGGCGAUACGAGCCAAGACGUGUCCGGCGGUGCCGGGAACGCGCCCACGAACGGUUUCGGCUCUGGUCAAGAUACAGGCGACAUUCCACGUCGUCCUCAACCUAAAGCUUCUAUUUGGGAUCAAUGGAAGCGUCUCCUUGGAAUCGACACCUUCCUUACAAUCGCCCUUCACGGAAGCCAAGGAGAACAAAUAAUGCGACAAAGACGGGGCAACCCCUUUUCACGAGGUAUCGUUACGAAUUGCAAGGAUUUCUGGUGCGACGCCAGUCCAAUGUUUGGUUCAAAAGAGAAUGCAACUGAAGACCCUGAGCGAACCCAUGGCCCCAUGGCCGAGUACGAUGCGCGCGUCGAAUCCGGGCGAUUACGAGACGACGAGCACCAACGCAACAUCAUCAGGAAUCUUCAAGACCUCCACGAUAUGCUGCAAUCCUAUGAACAACCGCCCGUCCAGCAACCUACCAUCGAGUCCCUUCAGCCACCUAAAAAGUCCUUCUUCUCUUUCCUCUCAUCGUCCAGCCCCGCAGGAUCGGCCCUGCCACCCAUACCAGAAUCACUACCAAAGGGCAUGUAUAUGUUUGGAGAUGUAGGCAGUGGGAAGACAAUGAUGAUGGAUUUGUUCUACGACACACUUCCGCCAAACAUUAAGAGAAAGACGAGGAUCCAUUUCCACGCCUUCAUGCAAAGCGUACACAAGGACUUGCACAAGAUGAAGAUGCAGCAUGGGAAUGACAUUGACAGUAUACCCUUCGUCGCAGCGGGUAUAGCAGAGCGGUCCUCGGUUCUUUGCUUCGACGAAUUCCAAUGCACGGAUGUCGCCGAUGCCAUGAUCCUCAGGAGAUUAAUGGAGAGCUUGAUGGCACAUGGAACAGUCAUCGUCACGACGAGUAACAGACACCCAGACGACCUAUACAAGAACGGGAUACAAAGAGAAAGCUUCAUACCUUGUAUCAAUCUUCUAAAAUCAAGACUUACGGUCCUGAACCUGGAUUCAUCGACAGAUUACAGAAAGAUCCCACGGCCGCCAAGUGGUGUCUAUCACCACCCGCUAGACGCCUCCGCGCAAACGCAUGUAGAGAGAUGGUUCCGCUUCCUCGGCGACUUUGAUAACGACCCACCACACCCGGCUGUUCACGAGGUCUGGGGAAGGGAAGUUCGCGUACCGAAGGCUAGCGGGAAGUGUGCCGUAUUUAGCUUCGACGACAUCAUUGGACGCGCUACGGGAGCAGCCGACUAUCUGGAACUUACGAGGCAGUAUGAGGCGUUUGUCAUUACAGGGGUGCCUGGGAUGAACUACAGGUCAAGAGACUUGGCGCGGAGAUUCAUCACUUUUAUAGAUGCCGUGUACGAAUCAAGGGCCAAGCUAGUAAUGACAACAGCUGUUCCCCUAACAGCCCUUUUCCUCGACCAGUCCGAACUAAACGACGCUGUAACCGCUACACAGAAAGCUGGAAAACUUCCCACUACGACCUCUCCUUCGCCCAAGCCACCUGCCAAAUCUGCCGAAGCAGACAACCAUGAAGCUAUCUCGGAUGUUAUGCGUAAUCUCAUGGAUGAUCUUGGCAUGAAUAUGGACAUGUUGAAGAACAGCAGUAUUUUCUCUGGUGACGAAGAACGAUUUGCGUUUGCUAGAGCCUUGUCGAGAUUGAGUGAAAUGGGAAGUCAAGAGUGGGUUGAGCGCGGGUUGGGAUUGGAGAAAAGAGGCGGAAAGGGAGAGAUGGAGGGGUGGCAGAAGGUUCGAAGCAGAUGGAGGGAAGAUAGCAUGUAG
Alternaria alternata is the source of this 3474-nucleotide messenger RNA. RefSeq lists its product as hypothetical. NCBI's taxonomy places the organism in Eukaryota, Fungi, Ascomycota, Dothideomycetes, Pleosporales, Pleosporaceae. Gene Ontology annotation, biological process: protein quality control for misfolded or incompletely synthesized proteins. The record is from RefSeq and is a predicted model, not a curated record. The coding region runs from base 1 to 3474 and encodes 1157 amino acids. The transcript is spliced from 7 exons. Gene Ontology annotation, cellular component: mitochondrion; cytoplasm. Gene Ontology annotation, molecular function: ATP hydrolysis activity; palmitoyltransferase activity; protein binding.